Molecule: messenger RNA, 6410 nt
Organism: Rhincodon typus (whale shark)
Lineage: Eukaryota; Metazoa; Chordata; Chondrichthyes; Orectolobiformes; Rhincodontidae
Gene: dhcr24
Product: 24-dehydrocholesterol reductase
Exons: 9
Coding region: 59-1609 (516 amino acids)
Biological process (GO): steroid metabolic process
Cellular component (GO): membrane; cytoplasm
Molecular function (GO): Delta24(24-1) sterol reductase activity; FAD binding
Source: RefSeq, a predicted model, not a curated record
GGAGGGGUUCGUGCGGUCGCUCGCGCGGUCGGUGGCGAUCGGCACGGGCUGUUUGUCGAUGGGGUCGGUUAUUUACUUGGCCGUGCUGGCGGCCCUGCUCUUUGUCUGGAUCCGCACCAAAGGCGUAGAGUACAUCAUCAUCCAUCACCGCUGGGUGUUCGUCUGCCUUUUCUUGUUGCCCCUCUCCGUGGUUUUCGAUGUUUACUAUUAUCUCCGGGCUUGGCUGGUCUUCAAGCUGUGCAGUGCACCCAAACAACACGACCAGCGGGUGAGGGACAUCCAGAGGCAGGUACGCGAAUGGAAAAAUGAAGGAAGUAAAACGUACAUGUGUACUGGUCGGCCAGGUUGGCUGACUGUAUCGCUUCGGGUUGGCAAAUAUAAGAAGACACACAAAAAUAUCAUGAUCAACUUGAUGGACAUUCUGGAGGUGGACACUAAGCAACAGAUUGUCCGUGUGGAACCAUUGGUUAACAUGGGUCAGUUGACAGCACUUCUGAAUUCAAUCGGUUGGACUCUUCCAGUUGUUCCAGAGUUGGAUGAUCUCACUGUGGGUGGCCUCAUCAUGGGAACUGGUAUUGAGUCUUCAUCCCAUACUUAUGGUUUAUUCCAAAACAUCUGUGUAGCUUAUGAGUUGGUCCUAGCUGAUGGGAGCCUCAUUAGAUGUACAGAGAAAGAUAAUCCAGACUUAUUUUAUGCUGUGCCUUGGUCAUGUGGUACUCUCGGAUUUCUUGUUGCAGCAGAGAUCAAGAUCAUUCCUGCUAAGAAGUAUGUGCGCCUGCAGUAUCAGUCAGUGCACAGCCUGAAGAAGAUCUGUGAAACAUUCAGUAGAGAAUCCCAAAGCAAGGAAAAUCAUUUUGUGGAGGGACUUUUAUAUUCACUGGAUGAAGCUGUGGUCAUGACUGGAGUCUUGACUGAUGUGGCUGAACCAGAUAAGAUAAAUAGAAUUGGCUAUUAUUAUAAGCCAUGGUUUUUUAAGCAUGUGGAGAAAUACCUUCGAGAGACCCAGAAUGCAGUGGAAUAUAUCCCUCUCAGGCACUACUAUCACCGUCACACUCGCAGCAUCUUCUGGGAACUUCAGGAUAUCAUUCCAUUUGGCAAUAAUCCACUCUUCCGCUAUAUUUUCGGCUGGAUGGUCCCUCCAAAGAUUUCACUGCUAAAACUAACACAAGGAGAAACAAUCCGUAAGCUAUACGAACAGCACCAUGUGGUCCAAGACAUGUUGGUACCAAUGAAGAGUCUGGAGAAAUUGAUUCUCUUUCUCCACAGUGAGAUCAAGGUUUAUCCACUUUGGCUGUGUCCCUUCAACUUACCCAGCUUACCGGGUAUGGUUCACCCAAAGGGCAAUGAGCCUGAACUUUAUGCAGAUGUUGGGGCUUAUGGAGAACCUAGAGCCAAGCAGUUUGAAGCUGUGGCAUCGACAAGACAGCUAGAGAAAUUUUUGCGCAAUUCACACAGUUUUCAGAUGUUGUAUGCUGAUUGCUAUUUGACUCGAGAAGAAUUCUGGGAGAUGUUUGAUGGGUCUUUGUACCACAAGCUGAGGGAGCAGCUGAAUUCCAAAGAUGCAUUCCCUGAGGUUUAUGACAAGAUCUGCAAGGCUGCAAGACACUGAGAACCUCAGUGAAGGAACUUUAUGUAAUAUUCAUUAGCCAAUUUCCAUUUCCGCUUGUAGAUUUCAGUUCAUGUCUCAAAUACCUAAAAGUGGAUUCAGGACACUUUUCUAACCCAAGGAUUUUUUUAAAAAUUUAAUCUUGAGUCCUUUUGUGUCUGUACCUUUUGUUUCAUUCAAAGCAGCUGAAAUUCAGUUCUGAAGUGCUUCGGUGACAUACCACCAAAAUAGCCUGGGGAAUAGAUUUUAGCAAAUUGUUUGCGAAGACCAGGUUUCUCACAUACUUCAAUUCUUUGCCUUGUAUGACUUCAAGAGCAGUGCUUUUAAUAUCAAGUUCCCUAAAUAGAGUCGUAGAGUUGUACAGCAUGGAACCAGACCCUUUGGUCCAACUGAUCCUUCCUGACCAGAUAUGCUAAAUUAAUCUAGUCCCAUUUGCCAGCAUUUGGCCCAUAUCCCUGUAACGCUAGUCCAAAGCACUGCUGGUGAGCAAGUGUAACUCCAGGAUGUCACCCUCAAACUUUUUUUAUUUAAAAAAUGUACUUUUUUCAAAAAAGUCAUCUAUAAGUACACACACAAGUUCUAAAUCAUAUCUAUGCAGUCUUUGCAGAGACAAAGACAAAAAAAAUUGGAACUUUUUCAUUUCUCAGAGCUUCUCUAUAUUUGCAAAUUAAGGGCGAUUUUUACUUACGCAGGAAGCUAUAUAUGUUCAUUUUGAGGCACCGAGGAGGUCUGACUCAACUCAAUUGAACAGACCCUCAUUUGGCAGAAACACCCCAGGCAGAGGUCUUUUCCCCACUGCAUCUCGGUGGCAGCUGCCCCAAACUUUAGUGCGUCCCUCAGCACAUUAGUCCCAAACAUUGGAAUGUGCCAGUCUGCAACAUUCAGUUGAGGUCCUGCACUGGAAAACUAACAGGUCUCAGGUAGACAAAGAGAUCACCAAGUUGAAGGUCCUCCAAGUGCAGUCACUGUUCGUCUUGGUUUGCAUCCCAGGGAACAAUCUGUAGAGCACAGAGCUGCUUGGAACAAACCUUGACAAAAACCACUGCAUCUCUCUCUAGACUUUCUUUGCAAAUGCACGUCCCAGAAGGAGAUGAGUGACAGUCUGUAGACCAGCACAGCCACUUUGAGGGCAGCAUCUGGUGGCACAAAGGGACUUGGUGUGCAUGAAGAAUCUGAUGGGCAGUGCCCUUCUCAUUGCCAGCCAAGCUAUAUCUUGAUGCUUGUUGGACAGUUCUGGUGAUCAGGCAUUUUGACAAAUGACUUUGACAGUCUGCUUAAGGAACCACGUGACAGGAUCCACCCUUUCCUUUUCCUACAAGGUCUUGAAGAUGCUACGUGCUGACCACUUCCUGAUGGACUUGUGAUCAAUAUUGUUUUUCUUGGCAAAUUUUUUCCAUAAAAAACAUUUGAUACAGAACAGUCCAACAACUUAGAGCAUUCUGUGGCACUGAGGCCAGACCCAUCCUUCACAACAGUGGGAACAGGUAGAACCUCAGUACGUAGUAAUCCUUGCUGUUUGCGUACCAAAGGUGUAUGCAUAGCUUGAUGCAGCCACACACGAAAGUGGCCAUCGGGAUGAGGGCAGCAUUGGGUAUGUAGCCCAACCUCCAUCCAGAGACUUUUACAUAGUGUCCCUGUGGACAUGUGGAAAAUGGUUCAGGAGAUUGCUAGGGCACAGUUUUGAGGAACGGGCCAGACCUGCACUGUGUGCAGCAAUACCAACAGCACCUCACCUGAUGACCAGAUUUAUACCCCGUCUGGUUUCUCUCUGUAAAGUAUAUGAAAUAUGAAUGUUUUCCUCUUUCUAGCGUAAUGAUGGUAAGUGCAUAUCUGGAAUUCUAUUACUGAUAUCUUAGCUAUCUAAUGUAGUAAUGAAUGUAUGAACAACCUUAGAUUUUGAUUUUGUGGUCCAGCAUACGUUAUUACCAAUUUAGCUGUUAGGGGAUUAGCUAAAUUCUUUUAAUUUAACAUAUUUCUUGUAAUUAUGUCUAUUAUUUUCAUUUGUAUAAACAAAAUGCUUCUUAGAGUCCUUACAGUGUGGAAGCAGGCCAUUUGGCCCAUCAAGUCCACACCAACCCUCUGAAGAGCUUCCCACCCAGACCUAUUUCCCCCUGCCCCCUUACCCAAUUAUCCUGCAUUUCCCCAUGACUAGUCCACCCAACCUGCAGAUCUCUGGACACUAUCGGGUAUUUAGCAUGGCCAAUCCACCUAGCCUGCAAAUCUUUGGACUGUGAGGGGGAAAACCAGAGCAGCCAGAGGAAACCCACACAGAAACAGGGAGAAUGUGCAAACCCCACACAGAUAGUCACCCGAAGCUGGAGUUGAACCCAAAUCCCUGGUGCUGUCAGGUAGUAGUACUAACCACUGAGCCAUCGUGCUGCUGUUGUUGCACAGUUACGCAAAACUACAGAUAACGUGCUGAUUUGCAAACAAGCUGCUAUAUUAACACUUGCUGUUUCACUUAAAUUUUCAAAAUGAUGGAUGUGAUUGAAUCGCCUUUUUUAUCGGUAUUGAUGUAUUUAAAUUUUAAUUCUCUGCAUUAAAGGCAUAUUACCUCGUUUGCUAGAUACUGCUCAUAAAUAUAGCAUAAUAUUGUGGAUGGCCAUUGUCUUCCCAUGAGUUGUAUAAUUUUCAGAAUCUGUAUCAUUUAAUUUCAUAUACUAUCAUGUCAGAUAUUAUGGCACUUAAAGCUUGGGGAAACUCUUCAGUUCUACAUAAGCAGGUUCAUAAGUCACAUGUUGAUAAUUUAACUAGCUUGUCUGUGUUCAAGCAAACUAAGAUGUUGGCACUGAAUGAAGACCCUCCAAAAACAUACAAUUAACUCCUUUUCAGAAUGCUAAAUCUUUUAUUUUUGAGGUUGUACGUUAAUAUCAAUAACCAAUUCAGUGCUCCUUCAACAGCAGUAUAAGUGCUGACUCCAACCCAUGUGGCUUGGCACAUGCUGUCGGAAGAGCAACUAAGAUUUGAGAUCGGGGCAGUGAGCGUGGUGUUUGGCUGGUAUUCCCAGUUUUGUUCACCUGGCUCAAUGCGGGUACAAGAAUACUGCCGCUGCUGGCCCCAGAGGAGUGGGAGCCAGACGUAGAUGGCAAAGCUAUAUCCUGAUGUUUAUUGAGUGAGAUGUCAUUUUAACCAACUUGUCUGCAACGAGUGUGCACCCUGCCUAACAGCAUCCUUGCCACAGGAGGCUCGGUGUUUUAAUUUCCAAAAAUGAUGUAAAUUUGUUAUAGACCAGGAGGAGUAGUAUUUCACUUGGCCUCAGAAAGGUGCCUUGGACCCCUGUCCUGAGUUUUCCCAUAAUAGUGAACUAGAGAAAUCUUCCACUCUUCUCUUUAAUUUCUGGAGAUACGUUAUGCAAAUUUUGACAUUUUUUUUAAAGAAUUAACAAUUUUUAAAUCAAAUGAUGGAAUUGAAAAUUGAUAGUCUGUUUUUACUAUUACCAUGAUACUUGUAAGAACAAAGUUUGACUUCUGUGUUAGUAUGUGAAAAGGCAACAGAACUUGAAAGAUGUGUUCAAUUGUGUAUUUAAGCCAAAUGGGGCAGUUGCACCACUAAAGGGAGUUUGCAUCAUAAAUUGGGAGGAAUAAAAUAUGUUCUUCUGUCUGGUCAAAUUCAUUUUGAGCAAUAAUUAUAUUUUCUGCCCCCAUACUCUUGUUAUAUAUGGUUUAAUUUCUGUACCUAGCAGACAUUUCGUAUAAAGUUUAUGAGAAGAUUUGUAGCUUGGGUGGUGGAUGGGGUUGUAAACUUGCUCAUCAAGUCAGUGUGUUGGAUUGCAGAUGUUUCAUCACCCUGCUAGGUAACAUCAUCAGUGCGCUUCCAGUGAAGCGUUGGUGUUCUGUCCCGCCUGUUAUUUAUAUGCCUCGGUUUGCUGGGGUUGUUGGCAUCACUUCCGGUUCUGUUUUUCAGUGGUUUGUAUAUUGGGUCCAGUUCAAUGUGUUUGUUGACAGAACACCAACGCUUCACCAGAAGCGCACUGACAGUGUUACCCAGCAGGAUGAUGAAACAUCUGCAAUCAAACGCACCAGUUCAGCAAGCAAGUCUGCAACUUCUUCAGACAUUGUUUUUGUCAAAUACCAAAUGGAAGGUCAUCUGACAAAAUAAAGCCUAUUAAAUAUUUUCCUGUUUUAAAGUUUUGAGACAUGUUAUUGAGUGACUUGUAAACUUCUAGCUUUCUUCAGUAUUCCCUGCAAGAGGCUCCUCAUUUUGCUUUAAGAUGUUCCCUGAAUAAUAUAAUGAAGUCAUCCUUGCCUGAACACACUAAAAUAAAAUAAAAAUAUGGCUGGUGCUGGAGGUAUGAAAUAAAAACAGUGUAGGUCCACUUAGUAAGUUGAGCAACAUCUGUGGAGAGAGCAGAGUUAACAUUUUUGAGUUCAAUAUGGCUCUUCAUUCAAUCAAUUUUACGCAUUUGGUGAGAAAAAGUCCUAUCUGAUCAUUUCAGCUGCUUGAUCAACCAGUCUUUUGGUUUAUCCCAAUAUUAAAUUUGAUGCCAUUUCUUAGCCUUAAGAUUAAACAAAGAAUUUUAUUUUUCUAUUUGUGUUUAUUUGGAUCUCCUAAUAUGCGAAACUGAGGUAUUCGGCCAAAAGAAUCUGUAGGGAUGAGCCGAUUAGUUUGCAAGAAUGUACAAAGGAACAAAAUCUCAAACAAAUGAUACAGCAGUGUUUUAAUGGUAGUAACCCUUGGUUUAAUACUGACUUUAGCUGUUGUUGAAGGUUUGAAUGUGAAUUCACAUUUUCCCAUUUUGUCUCAUUGCAUUGCAAAUAUGCUUUGUCUCUGCUGUGCUUUCAAAUAAAAUGUCACGCAACAGUAA